Messenger RNA from Cooperia oncophora, 240 nucleotides. NCBI's taxonomy places the organism in Eukaryota, Metazoa, Nematoda, Chromadorea, Rhabditida, Trichostrongylidae. The record is from the annotation of a GenBank genome assembly.
AUGAAAACUACCGUAAUCAACACAUCGAAGGAAAUGACAGCGUACAGCGAUUUUCCCCCUCCCAAGGAUGCGGCUAAUUUUAUGCAUAAUACGGAAUUGUUGGAAUAUUUUCGAUCUUACGCGAACAGGUUUGACCUGCUGAAACACAUUCGCUUUGAGCACAAGGUGAGAUCAAUCAAAAGGAAUAGUCGCUUCCACGAAACUGGGCAGUGGGAUGUGGAAUGGCUCGAUCUCAAGUAA